Messenger RNA from Geodia barretti, 690 nucleotides. NCBI's taxonomy places the organism in Eukaryota, Metazoa, Porifera, Demospongiae, Tetractinellida, Geodiidae. The record is from the annotation of a GenBank genome assembly.
AUGGCGGCAGGCAGCUUGAGGCCGCACAUCGUGCGGGUCAUGUCAGAGCGCAGGGAACGGCCCCUGAGCACCGGGGAGAUCUACGAGGCGGUGGCCACGAUGGGGGUGGCCGGCUUUGACCCCCGGGCGAAGCGGGACCGGAACCUGGUCAACCGCGAACUCUCAGAUUUGGCGGGCAUGAGCCCCGAGUCCCACAGCAAGCCGGCGCCGCAGGUAUUGGCCCGGGUGGGCCGGGGCCGGUACAUAUUCAGGGAGCCGGAAUUGCCCAUGGACCAGGCCCUGGUGCAGGAGUACCUGGAGCCGGAGGAGAUGUACGAGAAGCGGACGCCUCGGGGGCGUCGGUCCGGUCCUGUCAGGGAGAGGGCGCCCGAGUCGGUGCGAAAGUCGCUGUUUGCGGUGCAGAGGGGGAUCUGCCCCGGGUGUGGAAUAUACCUGCCCCACUACCUGAGGUUCGAGGUGGACCACAUCGUGGCGCUGGCCGACGAUGGGAGGACUGAGCAGCGGAACCUGCAGCUGCUGUGCGGGUACUGCAACCGGGUGAAGGGGACGAAGGGAAAGGACGGGUACCGGCUGAGGAUGGCGGAGUUGCGCGCGGACAACAUGGCCACCGGGGUGAUGGCGGACGAGGGCAUGGCAGAACUCACGGGAAAGCGGCUGGCCCAGUAUCACCGCGGGGAGCUGUCGGCGUAA